CCCAUGCCCAUCCCUUUGGAAAGAAAAAGAAAAUUCACACAGACAAACGACGGCGAGUAAAAAGAGCGAGGGAAAAGUCGAGAGGGAAGCGAAAGCAAAAAGCCAGAUGAAAGAGUUGGAUACUGCGGAGGGAGCCCACCAAAGACCAGAAUAUAUUGUUUAAAUCAUGCCGCUGCACAAACCGACCCGGGCCCCUCGCCUGGACCCUACCAUGAUCUCAGCCCCACUGGGUGACUUUCGCCACACCAUGCACAUUGGGAGGGGAGGCGAUGCCUUUGGGGACACCUCCUUCCUGUCUACUCUUGGCCCGAGCCCGAGCCCGAGCCCGACCAGCCCUGACCCGGGGAGUCCAGGGAUCAUACCAGCUGCUGACCCUCAGUUGGAAGCCAACCACAGUGAUCUUUAUACAGAUGCUCCAGGGAGCCCACAGAACAAUGAGCUUCAACACUCAGAGUCAGUCUCAUCAUUUGACCUGGACCUGGAUCUAGGCCCGUCUAUGCUGGGGGAUGUACUAGGGGUGAUGGACGGUUUGGGGCUUGACUCCAAUGAGGAGGAUGUGUUCAGUCCCAAAAGUGCCACAUCCUCGGUGGGCACAAAGCAGGGAAAAGGAGCCAUGGAGAUGUCUGUGAACAUGCAGAACGAGCUGAAUGGGAAGAACUUGGUUGGGAUGGAUGGAAACCAGGUGGGAGACAGCAGGAUACCAGAUGGGAAUGGGAUCAAGCCGAAGGGCUUAAGACCAAAAGUGCGAUUCAGUGACAAACGAGAUGAGAUCAUUCGCCGAGCGUCUGAAGAGGAAGAGGGUCAAGGGCUUGACUUCCAGGAUGAGGAUCAGCUGGCGUGUCGUAGUCCAACGAGGGGUGAGAGUGAGAGGGGCGAGAGCAUAGAAGAUGGAGGUGAAACUGAGUUCACCAAUCACAAAGUAGAUUUGCCACCUAGUCCGGCUUCGUCACACAGCUCAGAGUAUGAAGGAGUCACCUCAUUGGACAGGAGGAGGGUCGACAGCUGCCACUCAGAGACUGAAUCAGAGGAGGAGGAGGAAGUAGGACGGGGCUACACAUUCGAAGAUGAGUUUGAUGAUGAAAUUGGUGUAUAGGGGAUAUGUACGGUUUCCCCUUGAAAACAAAUGCUGUCAAGUAAAUCAAGUAUACUGUAUUUUCCUAAACUCAUAAUUUCAUGAUCAUUUCAAUGGGAGAUGUAAACAGCAAGCAAACUGGAUUUUUCAAGACUCAAUGAAAGCUAUACAGUUCGACGAUGUUGCUCAACUGGAAAAGACAUUUCAUGUUUUAGCUAAAGGGUAACAGAUUUGCAAAAGACUGUCAUUUAGGUUAUUACAGUGAAAGGUUUGUAGCACUUUGAAUUAUUUCAUUCACCUGGAAGCUUUGCUAUGAAACUGAUGCUCAGUGGAAAUUUGAUUCAGGCUAUUGACGCCUGCAUUGUUCAUCUUUACUAUGUCUUAUAUUUGCCAUCUAAAGCUUCAUGUUAUAGUGCCUUAAAGUAUGCUUACAUUAUUGUACCGUGCCAUUUAAAUGUCUUAAUAGUUAUUUCUCAUAUUGCAUGUUUAUUACAAUCUCCAUGUCUUCUCUUGAUGUUUAAGCUUUACAAAUGGUUCCCAGAGACAUUGUUAGAAAAUAAAUUGAUCCUGUGUUUAAUUCAUUACUGUGAAUUUGUCACAUUCCAAAUCUGACUGUGAGUUUCUCUGGUUCAGACAAAAUCAGAUCUGCUUUCAUAGUGUAGUUUUUCAGCAUGUUUUCAAGUUACCAGAGCUUUUCUUUGGGCUGUGGCUGCUGGACUAAUUCUAAAAUGCUAAGACAAUCAUGGGAUUAAAGGUCAAUUGUAAAUCAGGACCAAUGGUGUAUUUUUGUACAUGUUUUUUUCUUGUAUAAUGCUUGUUUUUUUAAAAGUAUUUUAUUUCAUAUUGCUGUAAAAAAAGGAAGAGACCAUUAUGCUCAUCUGUUAAAAAUGCUGGUUUGAACACGUGUUAUCCUGUGGUUUGAUUGGGACUACAGUGAAAACAAUAAAACAAUUAUUGGGAUUUUAAAAUAUC
Messenger RNA from Siniperca chuatsi (mandarin fish), 2044 nucleotides. RefSeq names its product CDC42 effector protein (Rho GTPase binding) 5 (gene cdc42ep5). The transcript is spliced from 2 exons. The coding region runs from base 167 to 1093 and encodes 308 amino acids. NCBI's taxonomy places the organism in Eukaryota, Metazoa, Chordata, Actinopteri, Centrarchiformes, Sinipercidae. The record is from RefSeq and is a predicted model, not a curated record.